GAUUAUCAUGGCGGCGGUACCUCUGCGGGAUCGGCUGAGCUUCUUGAGUCGGCUACCCACUCUGAUCAAAAGCACCGCUGAUGAUGAAAUCCCAUGCCCCGGAUACUUGUUUGAAGAAAUUGCUAAGAUCUCUCAUGAUUCAACAGGAAGCAGUCACUGUCUCCUUGAGUACCUCCUCAACCGCCUUCAGAACAACUCAUGCCAUGUCAAGUUGAAGGUACUCAAGAUCCUGCUGUAUAUGUGCACCCAUGGCUCCUCACACUUCCUUCUACAACUCAAGCGGAAUUCUUCUUUCAUCCAAGAAGCCACAGUGUUCUCAGGGCCGCCCGAUCCUCUCCAUGGCAACAGUUUAUAUCAGAAGGUGCGGAUGACUGCACAGGACCUGGCAAGCACUUUAUUUUCAGAUGCCUUGUUGCCUCCGCUUGCGACUCAGCCACCCAAAGAGCUGCCUUCAACAGGAAUGGGCUCCAGGCCCAGUCCCCACAGCUGCCUCCAAGGCUUUGGGUUUGAAAGAAGCAGCUCCACAUCCACAGGCAACGUUCUGCUAGCCACCAUCCAGAAAGCGGCUGAGGCGGUUGCUAGUGCCGUGCUCCCUAGUCAUGAGCUGGCCAGCCCCCAUGUGGGGGAGCUGAAGGAAGAUGCCUAUGAGCCGGUGAAGGCACCCUCUCCCGGUGAAAGCUGUGCGCUACCUGUAAAGAUGCCUCCUGUUGUUGCCCAGAGUAUGCGAGUGAACCAUCAGCCAGGGCAAGCAGGAGGGGGCUGGGAGGAGCUGGAGAGUGGACAAAGCUCCCAGAAUUCCUUGCAGGAAAACAGUGAGCUGAGCAGGAUGUCGGAUUCCUACAGCAAGGCAAGCAGUGACAAUCAGUCGUCUGCCCCGGAACCAGGGCAUGUUGCUGAAAGGAUGGAAGCAGAAAACCUCGGUGACUGCCUGCAGGAAGUGAGCCUUGUCAGCAGCGUCACUCAGGGCUCCAAAGUCUUCCUAACUCGUGAGGAGACACAGCACUUCCUCAAGGGGUGUGGGCGACUGAAUUGUGAGGUGGUCUUGGCUAUGCUCAACCGAACCCUGAAGGACCCCAGUGAGUGCAUCCGCAUGAGGGCCAUGUGUGCCAUCUAUUCUCUGGUGUGUUCUGACCUGUUCUCCCAUGAUCAGAUAUUUGCCAUUACCCAACAGCACUUGCUGGAGCUCAGUCAAGAGAGCCCUGGGCCUGUAGCCAACAAAGCAAGAAAGAUCUUGCGUCAAUUGGAAGCCCUGUGCAAGAACCACCCUACUUCCAAGAACUCUCCCCCUGCCGUCAACCUCUUUGUCCCCACCAAGACCCCAGCCAAGCAUACUGAUGAUCUGCUGACAGAUACAGUGCUUUUUGCAGAAGAGACUGUCCUCAAGCCUACCAGCCUGGCACCACUGCCCUCCCAAGCACCCAAUGCCCUUGCGAGCAUUAUGUGCCUUCCAAAAGAACUGACGCCAGAAUCUGGGUCCUGUAGUCAGCUGGGGGACUUGUCACCGUCUCUGUAUGAAGAGCAGACAGAACGCAGACUCCCAGGAUCUGAUGCCCCAGAGGACAGGCCCCCAAGGGGGGAUCCAGAUGGUACGGUUUCACUGUUUGCUGGCAUGGAGCUGGUAGUACCCUCAAGCAUGACGUUGGCUGAUGCUGCUGAGCCAGAAUGCAUUUCUUCGGCUCCACGGACAGCAUCUUGUACUGGGAACACUAGAGACAGUGAGGACAGCCAAGAAAUGUCUGCUUUCCCCUUUCUCAAUGUGUAGCGGGGCCUGUUUCAGAUUCAACUGUGGGGCAGCUGAGCUGGCACCCCAUUGACAUCUUGCCAGCUCCACCCCAUAUCUUGGUUGUUCGCUUUCUCCAUGUUACACAGAAGCCUCGAGUCAGGCAGUGCUUGUCCAUCCUGCUGUCUUUUUGUUUAUGUUACUGCUUAUUCCUGGAAAAGGGGUGGGUGGGUUGAAAGCAUCCACCUGUUCCUAUUGGGUCACCUGUAAAGAGAAUUGAAUCUCUUAUGUUUUCUCUUGAG
Messenger RNA from Eublepharis macularius, 2022 nucleotides. RefSeq names its product TEPSIN adaptor related protein complex 4 accessory protein (gene TEPSIN). The record is from RefSeq and is a predicted model, not a curated record. NCBI's taxonomy places the organism in Eukaryota, Metazoa, Chordata, Lepidosauria, Squamata, Eublepharidae. Gene Ontology annotation, cellular component: trans-Golgi network membrane. The coding region runs from base 8 to 1762 and encodes 584 amino acids. The transcript has 13 exons.